Messenger RNA from Carcharodon carcharias (great white shark), 12088 nucleotides. RefSeq names its product golgin B1 (gene golgb1). The record is from RefSeq and is a predicted model, not a curated record. NCBI's taxonomy places the organism in Eukaryota, Metazoa, Chordata, Chondrichthyes, Lamniformes, Lamnidae. Bases 64 to 10059 code for a protein of 3331 amino acids. Gene Ontology annotation, cellular component: membrane; cis-Golgi network; endoplasmic reticulum-Golgi intermediate compartment. The transcript is spliced from 23 exons.
GGAGUUUUGUUUCCGGGUGCUGGUGCUGAUGUGGCUGCUGUUCGCACGGGAAGCAGCUUCACCAUGUUGAGCCGUCUAUCGGACCUGGCGAAGGGGGUCAACAAUGUGCUGCAGGAUCUCUCCGGGGACGAUAGUGGAGAUGGGACCAGUGUUCCUCAGGAGACCAGCCAGCAGGCUGAGAUGGAGACCUGUGCUGAGGUAUCAGAUGAUGUGCUGGAGCGUCUGGCACAGAGCGAGCAGUUGGUCGUUCAGCUCAAGGAACUCAUACGUGAGAAAGAUUUGCAGCUUCACAAUAAAGAAGUUGCACUGAAGGAAGAAAAGGAGCUGUCUGAUGCCAGAUUGUCAAAACUAAAACUGCAGGCAAAAGCCAAGGUUGCCUCGUUAAAUGCCCGAAUCGAGGAGCUCCAGAAAAAGACAUUGCGUGUUCACUCAUCACAGCUAGAAAAGACAGAGGAGCAGACUGCCGAGGAGAGUCAGAAACAGAGCUCCCCACUUGAACAACAAGAUGAGAUUGAGAAACUUAAGUGUCAACUUCAGCAACAAGAAGAGAACUGUAGGACUCUGCAGGCAACUGUAGAUAGCAUGAAAGACCAGCUUCAAGCUACCAAUGAACUCCUGAAACAGAAAGAAACUGAACAUGCACAACAGCUUCGGUCAGUUCAAGAGGUCAUUCUCGAAAAGGACACACGAUUCCAAGAGCACAUCCAGAAACAUGAGGAAGAGCUUAUGCAGCUAGCAUCUGGAUCUGAGAUAAACAAAGACCUGCAGCAAACAGUGAAAUCACUACAAAGAAAACUGGAAGAGAAGGAGGAGGCGUUGCUGGGACGGACUCGUGUGGUGGAGAUGUUGCAGCAGGAACUAAAUGACAGUGAUCGGAACAAACAGGUCCUCAAGGAAAAGUUGCAAGAGGCGGAGGCCAACAUUGCUAUUUUACAAACUGCGCUAGAAUCGGAGAGACUGUCAGCUGAGACACAGCUGAGGGAGGUGACUGAGAAAUACAAGACUGAUUUAGCAGAGAAGAAUUGUGCUGUCACACAGAUGCAACAGGCACUGCAAGAUACGCAGUCAUCCUGCGCUGAUCUGACAGCACAAAACCAGCAGCUGCAGAGUGUGAUGGAAGACCAAGAGAGAAUGUCUAAAACUCUGACUGAUAAAAUAAAGGAAUUGGAAGAUGGACUGAAGAAGAUUGAAGCCAGUGAGCAAUCGGAAGCUAAAUUAAUGUCGCAAAGGGAGACACCUGUCAGAAUCCAGGAGCUUGAAGAGAAAGUCCAAUUACUGCAGACUGCUGUUGAGGAACAGGAGACGACAUCGCAGAACAGAUUGGCAGAGCUAGAAGAGGAGAAGGGAAGCCUCUUGUGGAAGACAAUGGACUAUGAGGAGGUUAAGACUGAAAAUGAACAUCUGCGAGCCAGGAUCAAAAAACUGGAACAACAUAGGGGGACUGAAGAGUUGGCUCAGGAUGCUCAGGGGUGCAUUCAGGUUGGAGAUACUGGCAGCAAAUUAUUGGACAGCACAGUACUGGACCAAGUAAUCCAGUCUGGAGACAUUUCACCUGGCACAGGUCAGACAAACAAAAUGGAGGAUCUUCAGGACAUUCCUGAAACAGAACAAAAAGCAGCAGAAUUGACGGAAGUUCAGCACGGUGACGCAGAGGGCAUUGACCUCGGUUCCUUACAGAGGGCCAUCUCUGAAAAAGACAAAGAACUUUCUGUUGUUACUCACCAACUAGCAGAAGCUCAAAAGGACAUAGUGAGGCUCAGCCAGCAGCUGUUGGACAGGCCGGGAACAGUUCUGACAGAAGACAGGGAUGGCUCACUGAUAAAGGUGCUGGAAGGAAACCAAUCUCUGCCUCUGGAACAGAAGGUCAUGUCAGCAGCUGAUAAAAAUUUUAAUGUUUUGGUAGAGCAGAGGGAAGGAAGGAGCUCCAUCACACUGAUGGAAGAGAGCACAAACUCGGGCAGUGAAAUAGAGAGCACCACUGUUUCAGUACAAAUAGAGGGGAAGAAUACCUCUGUCAUACAAGUAGAACAAAGGAGUACAACAGUUGUCCAUCUGGAUGAGAGCACCUACUCUACAACAGAGUUGUACAGUUCUGGGGAACAUCUUGGAUAUGGUUCCACUUCACAGGGAGGACUACAGAUGGUCUCAGGAAAAGAGCAAUGUGGUGAGAUUACAAGAGAUGUUCAUGCAUUUCAUGUGUUUGAGAAUGAAGAGCUUAAGAAACUACAAGCUCGCAUACAGGAACUUGAAAAUAACCGAGAAGCAGUGGAGACCUUGUACAACAGGCAGCUAGAGGACAAGCAAGAAGAGUUUAAGAGCUUAAAUCAGAGAAUUUUGGAGUAUGAGAAAGAAGCAGAGAAUUCAAAGGAAACCAUUAAUAAUUUGAGUUUAGAAAAGGACCAGCUUCUUGAUCAGAUUCAGCGAUAUGAUGAGGAAUUGUUUACAGUAUCUCAACUGAAAGAGAGACUGACAAAAGCGGAGGAAGAUGCGACGAAUGAAGAGAAAAAGCAUCUUUUGUUUUUGGAGAGCACAAGCAUGCAGAGCAGCUUGUUAGCGGAACAGCUUCACAGUGCGGAAAAUGAAUCUAGGUCAAAAGAUGUGAAAAUUGAAGCCCUGGAGAAGGACCUGGAUAUCAUCCAGUGUCGUGCCUCUGAGCAGGAGGUAGAGGCUAAAGGUUUGAGAGGGCAGUUACAAGAGAGAGAAGAAGCUGUCUUGAGCUUGAAGCAACUCCUAACAGAUGACAAGUCCAAAGUUGGGGAGCUCAUGCAGAAGCUGGCCUCCAAGGAUCAGGAAUUGAUGAGCAUGCAGCAGAGUCUGUCUGAGGAAACGAGCAAAGUUCAACAGCUUCAGAGCAGUCUGUCAGAAAGGGACGUUGAAAUGACUGAGCUUACCAUGAGCAUGUCUGAGAAAAUGGUCGCGUUGAAUGAAGACAAAUUUUCACUGGGGAUCGAAGUGAAGCUUUUAAAGGAGCAGCUGUUAUCACUGCAAAGAGCACAGGAGGGACAGGAAGACCAGAAACCCAGCGGUGAGAGCACACUGCCCUCUCAGGAGAGGGAACAGAUGGGCCUCCUGCAAAAUAACACUGCUGGGUUUGAAAUGCUGUUAAAGGAGAAGGACGGUUUGGAGAAACAAGUGGAAAACCUGAAGAAGGAGAAUGAACAGGUAAAAAGAAAGCUGCAGGCUGCUUUGAUAAAGAGGAAGGAGCUUUUGAAGAAAGUGGAGGAAAUGAGCCAGGAAGCACAGAAUAAAGAGCUCGACACAGAAGAAAGCUUGCCAAAAAGGCAUGGAGCAGAACGUAGUGACCUAGUAUCUUCAGAGCCGGUGAGACCACUCAAAGAAGCGCAAACCCAGAAUCCACAAACUGUUGACCUGAUUAGGGCACUUUCUGAAAAAGAAACUGAUUUGCAGAAUGUUAACAAAACUCUGCAAGAUCAAGCAGCUAGCGUUAGUCAGCUUCAGGAUUUGGUAGAAGGUCUGAGACAAAACCUGCAGGAAAAAACGGACCGUGUGAAUUCUCUGGAAGCUGAUAUAUUUGCCAAGCAGUUAACUAUUCAACAGCUAACAUCACAACGUGAGAUAGAAAAGAAAUGUGUUGAACACGAGAGCACUGAAGUAGAUUCUGUCAAGAACAUGGCUGAGUCCACUGCCGUAAUGGAAGGGUUGGUAAAAGACAAACAAACUGAGCUUGAGUGUAAGCUUUUCACUCUGGAACAAGAGAAAGAUCAGCUGCAGAAGAAGCUUGAGGAAGCUGUAAGUUCACGUAAGGACAUGAUGAAAAAGGCUCAGGAGAAAAGCAGACGUCACAGGGAACAAUUGAAACAACAGAAAGAGGAGUAUAAUGCCCUGCUGGAGAAUUUUAAUGAACAAAGUCAGGAGAAAGCGAGCACCUGUGAGGAACUUGCAAAAGUGAAAGAGCAACUAUGGCUAUUGGAAGAGAAGACUUCUGCAGCCAAAGUAUUGCAAGCAGGGAAGCUACUUCAGGGUAACCCUGAAGAGAUAACUGUCCCAGAGGAGAAUCAGCAUUUAGGCUGGAGCCCAGAGUGGGUAGACGACUCAAAAAUAGAACCAGUUCAUACAUUCAUUGAUGAACCAAAAGGUGACAAUCUUUUGGUGGCACAGUUAAAAGAAGAGCUCCAGAAGGUACAGGAUGAGAAGGAAGGCCAUUAUUUAAAACAGCAGCAAUUGGCACAUCUUGAACAAAGAACAAGGGAAGAAUCAGCACAGCCUCUGGAUCAAAUCACUGAGCUGCAGAGUAUCCACUGCCUAGAGAAGGAGGAGUUACUUCAAGAAGUUGACAUUCUGAAGAAAAGAUCUCAAGACAUGGAACUCAAAUUAGCUUUAGAAGAAGCUAGGGCUGAAUCUGUCUCCGAACACUUGGCCACACUUAACAAGGAAUGUGAAGACUUAAAGAACAUCUCACAGCAAAAAGAUGAGGAAGUAGAACAUUUCCAUUUACAGUUGAAGGAAAAAGAUGCACUCCUUAAAAACCUACAACAGAAGAUGUCUGAUAAGGAAGAUCUUGUCAGAGCUCUGCAAACUCAAAUAGAAGAGCAAACCAAAGAGUUCGAAGAACAGAGCAAGCGCCUCCAAACAGAGAUCCUGGAAACUCAGCAAAAGCAAGAGGAGGAUACUGAAGAGGCUAAGUCCAAACAGCAAAUACAGAGGAAACUACAAGCUGCCCUGAUCUCACGUAAAGAAAGUUUGAAAGCAAAUAAGUUGCUGAAGGAAGAGCUGGCUUCCGUAACAACAUUGAAAGAAGAAUUAAAUAGCAAGGUGGGAGAAAUUGAGAAAGCUACUGAAGAACUGAAGCAGGACAAAGAAGACUUACUGGCAAAAAUGUUGAAUCUCCAGGAGCAAAAGGAAAUAUUAAUCGCAGAAGUGAAUAAGUCAUUGACUGAAAACCAGAAUCUCAGUGCUUCAUGUGAGAGCUUGAAACUGGUCAUUGAUAGUGUUACACAGGAAAAAGAAAGCUUACAGCAGGAGAUUGAAUCCUUGAAAGGAGAACAAGUUGCUGAAAGCUCAGAGUGGCAACGCAAACACAGAGAUCUACAGAAGGAAUACGAAACCCUCCUACAGUCCUACGAGAACGUCGGCGGCGAGACUGAAAGAAUAAGGCGUGUACUGGACAUUAGCAAGCAGGAGAAACAAGAACUGCUCUGUAGGAUUCGAGAAAUUGAGGCUCAGAAACUAGAAGUAGAAAAGCAACUUGAGGAGGCUGCCCAGGAGCAGGAAGGAAUGAGAGAGAAAAUGAGGAAGUUCGCUAAAUCGAAGCAGCAGAAAAUUAUGGAGCUCGAGGAAGAAAUUGAGAGGCUUCAGUCAGAACAACAGCCUGAAGUAAGCCAGGUUAAGCCAUCAGUAUCCUCUGACUCAACAGAAAGUCAGCUUCAGGAAGAACUGCAGAAAGCAAAGAGGGAAACUGAAGAGGCGAUGAAUGAACUUGAGAUGUUAAAAGCUCAAAGGGAUGCCUUGGACCUAGAGACUGAUGUAUUGAGACAGCAGCUGAAGGAUAUGACCGAAAAACCGGAAGUAAAUGAGAAAGAAUUGGAAAAAAAUCAAAGCAAUGUCGUUCAAGAACAGGAAAUUCAGAUGGAAGGGGCGAUUGUUGCGUCCCUUGCAGUAGAGGUUAAACAAGAAUUCAGCAACAAAUUGGGUUCUUUCAUAGAGUCAACUGCAACCCGUGUCUCUCCUAAGGACUCGCAAGAGGUCUCUGAUCCCGGUUUCCUUGAUGAAGUUACCAGGUGCAGGCAAGAACUGUCACAGCUGACAGAAAAACUGACACAGAUGAAAAUUGACAAACAAAUGAUAGAGGAUGAGAUGCAUGAAUUGAAGAAAACUAGUCAACUUUUGAAAAGUGAGAAAGAGACUUUGGAAGAACAAUUGGUUAAAAGCCAGGAUGAAUUCAAACUGAUGCAUGAGUCUGUCUCUAAGUUGGAGCAGGAUAACCACCAGAUGAAGAAACAAGUUGAGGAGUUAAAGAAGGAGAAAGCAGCUGCAGAGUCGGAUAAAGAUGACCUUGAAGAGCGACUGAUGAAUCAGCUAGCAGAGCUGAAUGGCUGCAUUGCCAACUACCAACAGGAAUCGAAAGAGAGCAGUGACAAAGUUUCAUGCCUUGAACUAACUGUGAAAGACAAUCAGAAAAAGAUGGACAAGCUGGAAGAAGAGGUGAGGCAGCUCAAGAGUGAGAAGGCAGGAACUGCAGCCAAGAUGCAAAAGGACUUUGAGGAAAAGGUCAAGUCCAUGCAGAGGGGGAAAGAGGGAAGAAAGGUCCACAACAAAGAACUGCAGGAGCUGCUUAAGGUAAAACAGCAAGAAGUCAAGCAGCUGCAGAAAGAUUGCAUCCGGUACCAGGAGAAGAUCAGUGAUCUGGAAAAGACCAUAAAGGCACUGGAAUUUGUUCAGCAAGAAACUCAGAAGAGAUUGGAUACCGCGUUAAAGGAAACAACAGCAAAAAUUGAGGAUUGCAAGAAGGCCAAAGCAGAGUUGUUUUCCUGCAAAGUCCGACUCGAUGAUACCCAAAGUGAGGCAGCUAGGAUCCUAGCAGACAACCUGAAACUGAAAGAAGAUCUCCAGACCAAUGAAGAAAAGGCCCAAGAGCAAGCCAGCAGCAUAGAAGAAGAGCACAAGAGAAGGCUUAACCUGGAAAAAAAUGAACAUAGAAAGCAGCUGAGAAACGUGCAAGAGAAAUUGGAGUGUUUGGAGCGUGAGAAGAAGCACGCUGACGAUUCUAUUGAUGUGUUGAAAGACGUGUUGGAAAGGAAGAAAGUGGAAACCAACAAAAUUCAAGCUGACUUUAAUGAAAAUUUGGCAAAGCUGGCAGCCUUCACAUGUAGUAUGUCCUCUUUGCAGAAUGACCGGGAUAGAAUCAUUGACGAGUCCAAGAAAUGGGAAAUCAAGUUCAAUGAUGCGAUCUUGAAGAAAGAGGAAGUGAUCAGGGAUAAGGAAGACAAUUGCAAUGAGCUGAAGGAGCAGCUAAGACAGGCUUCUGUUCGCUGCGAGGAACUGGAAAUCAAGCUUUCCAGAUUGGAGCACAGUGAGCAGGAAUGGGAAUCAAAGUUCAAGUCUGAAGAAGAGGUUCACAGGCAGAUGAUGAAAAAUGUUGAGGACGAAAACCAACAACUUUACUCAAAAUCAGAAGAAUACCAGAAGCUUUACAAGGAUUCUCAGAACGAACUACUGAAACUAACAGAAGAAACUAAGAGCCUGAGAGAACGGGUUGCUGAUUUAAACAGCUCCCUUGAGAAGCUUGAGAAAGCCAAAGGUGACCUGGAGGAAAACCUGAGGCAACGAGAGGCAGAGGUGCAAAAUUACCUGCUGACCUGUGAGCAGCUCCAGUCUGACCUCCAGAACUCCAAAUCUUUAACCGAGCAGCUACACAAAGAGACUGGAGAGAAGGAGGAGAAGAUUGUUUCACUCCUGGCAGCUAAAGAGGAGGCUGUUGCCAACGCCAUCGGUGAAACCCAGCAACAGCAUGCCGAAGAAAUUGGGCGUUGGGAAAGUCAAGUUCAAAGGAUGGAAGAAGAGAAAUCAGAGGGAGAGCAAGCAGUCAGAAAGCUGCAGAAAGAAACUGAAGAUCUGGAUGCAAAGCUGAAAAAAACUGAAGAGGAAUUAAAGCAGCACAAGAUAAAGCUGGAGUCUUUCACAAAGUCUAUGGCCUCCCUCCAGGAUGACCGGGAGAGAGUUCUGAGUGACUACAAACAACUCGAGCAAAAACACAUUGAGGUGAUUGUAGAAAAAGAUCAACUGAUUCAGGAAGCUGCCACUGAGAACAACAAACUCAAGAAUGAAUUGAGGAGCCAGCAAGCGCAGAAGGAUGAUUUGAACUCUGAAAACGCCAAACUCAAAGCACAGCUCUUGCAAUACAGGGAGGAUCUGAACCAGGUGAUUUCCAUGAAGGAUUCUCAGCACAAGCAAUUCUUAAAAACUCAGCUCGAGAGAAUUAAAGUGUUAGAGAACAAGAAAGCUGAUGUUGAGAAGCUGUUAAAAGAAGUAGAGAACAGUUCAGAGGAGCUCAGUCAGGAGAACAAAGCUCUGAAGGAAGAGAAGCAGAAUCAGAAGGAACAGUUGCAGCUGGCAGAGAAAACCAUGGGUGAGCUAAAGGAAGAAGUGGAAAGAUUAACAGUUGGUGGGCCUGUUCAGGUGCUUCAGCAACAAUUGGAUGAGAAGACAGGAGAGGUGGAAAAACUGGUUGCCAAUCUCUCCUCCAUGCAGGAAAAGGUGGCCGAGCUUGAGUUGAAAGUGGUCACGGUCGAGGAGGAAACUGGGCAACGGCUCCGUGCCACGGAAAUCAAGUAUGAAAAGGAACUUGAGAAUCUGCAGCAUAAUGCCGGCAUCAUGAGAAAUGAAACAGAAACGGCAGAAGAGCGAGUGGCUGAACUGGCGAGGGACCUCAUGGAGACCGAACAGAGAUUACGGGAAUCGAUUGAAGAGGUUGACCAACUCAAGGCGCAGAAUCUAUCUUUUGGGAAAGCCAUGAGUUCCUUACAAGUCAACCGAGACCAUCUUCUGGUGCAGCUUGAGGAACUACAGAGGAAGUACACAUCUGAGUUAGAGAUGGAGAAGAGCAGGAGCGAAGGUUUGUGCCAAGAGCUAACCCAAUAUGAAACCAAUUGCAAUAACCUGGCAGAAGAUAAGGACCGUCUAUCCUCAGAGUUGGCAGCUAUGAAGAGCAGCACCAUUGAAGACAAUCUGCAGGCCCGCAUUGAUGAACUGAGUAAGCAGCUGUCUUCCAAACAGCAAGAUGUGCAUGAUUUGACCUUGGAACUAGAAGGCUCAACCAAUCAACUAAAAGCAUUCUCCAAGACUGUGACAACACUACAAGAUGAGAGGGAGAGACUGUUGGACGAAGUAGCUAAAAGCAAAAAGGUUCAUGAAGUUAAGCAGGGUUCUGCACCAACCUCUUCAAAAUCAAGCGAAGUGCAGAGUCUGAGAAACGCUCUGUCUUCUUUGCAGAAUGAUCGAGAUAGACUGCUGAAGGAGAUGAAGAGCCUGCAGCAGCAGUACAUGCAGAUUGGGGAGGAGUCGGCUGAAUUGUCACAGCUCCGGACACAGCUCGAAGGCCAAAGCCAACAGAUAGCCUAUUACCAAGAAACCCAGGAGCAACUGAAGAAAGAGCGCAAUGCCUGCCAGGACGAGCUGGGACAGCUAAGGUCUGAGAAGUUGUCUUUUACCAAGCAAUGUGAGAGGCUGAAAGAACAGUACCUGAUUGCUGUGUCAGAUAAGGACAAACAGAUCCAAGAGCUUCAGAGCUUGUGCCAGGAGCUAAGGCUGAAGGUGACCCAGCAGGCACCGGAAGAGGCAGCUAACCCUGGUGAGACCUUUAAAGGUCUGCAGACAGAGAACAGCCAACUGCAGGCCCAACUGAACAACAGCCUGAAAGAACUCCAUCAGAAGGAACUUCGCAUCCAGAAACUCAACAGCAAGAUGUCCCUGGUGUUUGAGGAGAAGAUUGCACUCUCUGCCCAACUACGGGGAACUGGUCAGAACCUGCGUGACACACAGCAUCGAUUGAACCAGUUACAGGCACGUCACCUAACCCUUGAACAACAGUUGCAGACUUCCACAGAUCUGUUGGAUGAGAAGGAAAAGGCAGACCCCAUGGUUGAUGCUGCCCCUGGUGGUCCACAGGAGAAGGACAGAAACAAAGAGCAGGUCAAGGAAACGGAACUCAGACAUUUGAAGCAAAGGCUGAUUGAAGCCAAACAGACGCAGGACAGAACUGAGCAAGAACUGAACCAAUUGGAGGGUUCGCUGGCUGAAGAACGGGAAAAGCGAUUGGCUGCUGAGGAAGCCCUGUUGUCAGCAGAGCAUCGACUCAAAAGUGUGGAGCUGAGCGAGUGGGUCAGUGCCCAGGAGCGGAACCUCAAUGCCUCCGCUUUGGAGGAGCAUUCCAUGCUGAUAGACCUACCGGAAAGUGCCACUCCCAGCAAGAUUCGGAGGGGCUCGAGAGUGAGGUCAUUUUGUUCUCUGCUUCACAGCCGAUCUCGGACCAAGUUACUGUUUGCCGUGUAUGUCAUUGCGCUGCACGUCCUGUUUCUCCUGUGCUUCACAGGGAAUCUGUAAACUCCAGGAAAUUUAAUGCUGAGGACCGGAUGGGACUUGCGGACUGUGAGCUGACAGAGUCCAAUAGCAGCACUUCAUCCUGAGAGCAUCAGCUUUAUCUGGACCUGGAGCUGAGGAUUUAUUUUCCUUUCUAUGAGAUUUUUCUCCGUGAAUGUUUAACCCUGUUUGCAGAGUAUUGCUUUGGCUUGGGGUAUUUGGUUUACUGCUUUUGGAUGAUGGGUGAUAGUGUUGAUGUUUUAUGGUACUGGAGGGGGAGCUGAUCUUGGGCCUCAUCCUAGAUUGUGACUGGCAGGAUCAGAUCACAUUGGCCCAUCAUAAUGCACAGAUCAGGCUGUGAGGAUUCAGAAGGGUGUAACUGCUGCCAUAUGCUCUGAUCUCCCCCUCAUGUGAAUGUCUGACGGUUAAAAUGUUUACCCGUUUUCCUUUCUUGAGGAGGGAUUACUCCCUCUGGUGAAACACAAUAGCCUUUUCCAAUUCUACGCACAUUCCUACUGCUAGAAUUAAGGUGCUGAAAGUGAUCUGCAGUACUGGAUGUGUUCCAGUAGGUGGUGGUGUUGCACCAUAUAUAACGCUACACACAACUGCAGGGCGAUGGAACAACCCAUUUGAUGGGGAAGGUACUCAACCAUGACAUAAAAUAAAACAAGUACAACGCUCCACAAUAAUUCAGAUCUCGUCGCCCAGGAAAGGAGAAGAUGAAGUUGGUGGGGAGAGAAUAAACCAAAGUGAGACACUUUCCAGCAGGUCCAGUUGUAGUGCAGGCAGAGAGAGAGAAUUUGCAGCUCUGUUAGAUAUGUAGAUAGAUUUAGGGGAAUUCUGGGUAAUUUAGGGUAAUAUACAGCAGCUGGUCAGGGUAGAACAAAGUUGUACAACAGGUGGGAUGCUUCACUUUCGUUCAGGUGCACUGGACACACUAACCAAAUAUAUUUUUUACCAGUUUCAGCUUUUUUAGCAUUGCCCUGAGGUGUAGUCCCAGGGCUGCUGCCUGUCAGCUGAUUGACAAGUGCCUUCCUACUACACGUUUACACUUUAUUCAUUUGAACUCCUCAUGAUUUUGCAGCACAUCUUUGGGAUCUUUCUGGUCCCUGAAAAAGUGACUCCUAACCAAGUGGGUGGAUUGGAGAUUGUCAGCAGGGUGGGUUGUAGUAGUGGGAUGGGCAGGGCAUGUGCUCUCCCUGUGGGUAAAUUUGAAAUGCCUGGUUAUUGAUUAGCCUGGGAAUAGGGUGUCUGCUGGCGGCUGCCAUUCUCCCUGGUGUGGGUUGGGGGUGGGGGGGGUGGUUGGUGUGACGAACAGGGCACAGUGACAAAGCAACCCCCACCCCCCCAGCUACCAGAGAGGGCAGCUGAUCCCGGGCGUUAUCCUGAUCCUGUCACAGUCCUGAGAGCUAACCCAAACCUGGGUGACAUGAGGAUGGCCAGCUGCUGGUCUUCUGAGCAAGGCAGCAAAGUUAUGGAAUGGUGGGGAGGUUCAUGUCAUGGGACGUUCUAUCAUUGUAUUAAACUGAAGUUUGGGGUGGGUGUUGGGGGCAGACUUUUGGCCUUCUAUUGUGAAACUUUAUAACACUGCGAAAUCAUCAGGAGUUUAAAUCAUAACUUUUUAUAAAUAAAAUAUAUAUAAGUAAAUAUUUCCACAACUGAGGGAAUUUUCUACUUGUGUACAGUGAAUGAGAGGCCAGUGCUCAUCACAAACAAUCCCAUUUAAUUUAAUUGAUUGUCUAUUUAUAUUAUGCAAAUCGGAUGAACAGUGUGUUCCUUUCCCAGGCACAAUGGAUAAAAUGGCUGUUGAUGGAUCCUUGUGCAGUUGGUAAGAUGGCUGCCAGUGAUCAAGCUCCUUGCCAAUGUUUGACACCGCUUUUCCUCGUGUCUGUGGACAAAGUGAGUUGGCGCUGAGUAUUAGAGGGAUCAGGGAGCUAUCGACAGCACUGGAAUGGAAAUUAGCCAAGGGGAUGGUGGGGGAGCGGGAGCUGGAGGAAUGUCAAUGACCAAAACAUUCAUGUAUGGCUUGGAAUAAAAUAUUUUUGAAAUCAAA